Molecule: messenger RNA, 333 nt
Organism: Cyphellophora attinorum
Lineage: Eukaryota; Fungi; Ascomycota; Eurotiomycetes; Chaetothyriales; Cyphellophoraceae
Exons: 1
Coding region: 1-333 (110 amino acids)
Source: RefSeq, a predicted model, not a curated record
AUGCACUUCCCCCGCUCCAUCCUUCUGACCCUCGUAACCAUUGCAGCUUUGCAUCAAUUGGCGCUCGCCGCUCCGGUUGUCGUCAACGACAAAGAAGCCAAGCUACAGUCUCGUGACAUUGGCAUGAAUGGUUUCCCAGAUAAUCAACUCACCAGGGGAGGAACAAUCGCUGCUCGCGAACCUGGUCUCAACAGCAACCCCUAUUGGCCUCACGGCUUCGAUAUUCAGGGAGGACCCGGUGAGGCAUUUGAGCCGGCUCUAGCUGAUGAGCAGCCUGUUGUGGUUGACAUACCGGAUUUUGACUUCGACCCUUCUUCGCUGCCGGACGAAUAG